This is a messenger RNA of Dendronephthya gigantea, 1720 nucleotides long. RefSeq lists its product as uncharacterized. The record is from RefSeq and is a predicted model, not a curated record. Bases 462 to 1178 code for a protein of 238 amino acids. The transcript has a single exon. NCBI's taxonomy places the organism in Eukaryota, Metazoa, Cnidaria, Anthozoa, Malacalcyonacea, Nephtheidae.
GUUUACCAACUAUUUAGAUGCAGAUUGCAAGUUGUUGCUUUUUUCUUCCCGUAAACAUCAAAAACUACCUCUUGCAUAUACUGAAUUAUUUAUCCAAAAGACAGGAUUGAAGAAGAAUGAAGGGUUAACUUGAAUUGUAAAUGGUGUGAUUUAACUUUUAAUUCCUUCACUUGAUGAUAUUUUUUUAAUUCAUAUUUUUAAUACAUGUCCCUUCCUGUAUAAACAAUAUGCGCGUCUGAUUACACGCCCAACUUCCGGUAUUAGUCAACCUGCCAAAGACUUAGACGACUCUAGAACGUCAUGGUCGACUGGCUUCUGUCUAGUUUGUUUUGGUGGUUUUUCCAGUGAUAAAUUAUAUAUCGAGAGCAUUCCUUUGAUAAGUAUCGACUCUGAUUUCAAGACUUCGUCAUUGUCCUAAAGUUUCAAACGAUUUAGGACACAGGGAAAGUAUCGAUCAAGUUAUGAAUCUUGACUUGUUAUAUGCCGCAUCGAAGAUUGCCUACUAUGUCUUAUUGAUUCUUUAUCAUGGCGUUGACCUUGUCAUGGAUUGGUAUAGUUUUAACAUUUUACUAACGAAUGGGACGAUUUCAGGAGUUCCAGCUGACAGUAUUACUGUGAGAAUUCUUUUCGGUUUCAGUUGUGCUUUUUGCACAAUAUUUACGGCAGCUUUGUUUUGGGUUUAUGCUAAUUACAUAAAGUAUCAUUUUCUCUGUGCUUACGUCGCUGUCUACAAGCACUACGGGCCAUUAGGCCCAGCUGAGGGAAGUGAGAGUAUACAGAUACCCGAUGAGACAAAUCAAGAGAAUGUCUUCCUAUUUGCCGAGAAUGGGCAAAACACAAUCAAACCCCGAUAUAUCUUGGCGGAACUGUUUUUAUCUGUGGCGGAAUUGGUGUUGAAAGACGAUAUUCAGUCUGGAUUAUUAUUCUGGGUGUCUAGGGUGUUCACGUUUACUCAUGCCUUGAGCUGGCAUUCACUAUUAUUUUCACUUUGCAGUAUUGUAGCUCACUUAAAGCUGUUUAUAUGUUUCGCAACGAAGCUUUUCCGUUUGGGCGAGGGUGAGGCAGGCGGUGAUCGCAGGUGGGAUUUUAAAUGUGUCCUCUGCGUUUUUGGCUGUCUUGGAUCAGCGAUCUUCGAGGGAUUGACAGUUUCUUAUUUAGUUAAGGCGUUGAAGGCUUAGAUUUAUGAUGAAGGAUUGCACGUCAGGGAUUAUAACAGCUUGGACUGCACACAAAUUAGGGAUUCCAUUGUACUGAACGUAAACACAAAGCUCAAUAAUGCUUAUAUGCUUAUGAUUAUGAUAAGUUGGUAGCAUAAUUGCUGAGCACAAAUAGUAAUCAAGUAGCUAUGUUAAAAAAAAAAUUGGGAAAAAAAAUAAUAAAAAAAUAAAGCACUGAUAGACAUUCGAUUGCGUUAUAUUCAGUUUCUGGGAACGGUGCAUUAGUUGAUUUGGAAGGGAUUCCAGUUAUAUAAAUAAUUUCCAUUCUUAUCCAAACUCGGCCUCUUCAAUUUGAGUUCUCUUCAAGACUUAUCAACACGAUAACUUACUGUAUAACUGAUCCACCACAUCUAUGAGCUCGAGAAUUUACGGUACAAGCAGUGAUCUAUAAUCCAAUAGUCCUCUAUUUAUGCAUUUGCCUUCUCCAGCUAUUUUUGUCAAUUGACGAAGUUUUAAGCAACCAUUUGCAAUUGAAUGCGUGCUCACUUUCUCAUAAUUUGAAA